Molecule: messenger RNA, 390 nt
Organism: Cylicostephanus goldi
Lineage: Eukaryota; Metazoa; Nematoda; Chromadorea; Rhabditida; Strongylidae
Source: the annotation of a GenBank genome assembly
AUGCUCAAUAUCUCGAGGACAUGGUUUGGACUGAAUUUGGACAACAAACAUCGAGUUAUCAUCAGAGAUGGUGUUGAGUAUGUUAGAGAAGCUGCAAGUGCUCGUGAAACAUUCGAUGUCAUAUUCCUUGAUGCCUGCACAAUGGACCAGAACGCACCGGUCAAUUGUCCGAGUAUUCGCUUUUUGCAUCGAGAUGUUGCGGAAAGUUUUCACGCGUUGUUGGGCCAUACAGGGAUAUUGGUAAUGCAUGUGAUGACGCCGAAUCCCAAAUAUCUCGUUGCUGUAUCUAAAGCGGUAAGCAAAGCUUAUACAAGCGUUUUUCAGCAACUUGGUGUGAACGAAAAGGAGCCUGUUGCGUCAUGUCAUAAGAUCUGUUCUUUUUCUGCAUGA